This is a messenger RNA of Schistocerca gregaria, 4852 nucleotides long. Its product is annotated as cullin-3-like. The transcript has 4 exons. The coding region runs from base 71 to 2260 and encodes 729 amino acids. Gene Ontology annotation, molecular function: ubiquitin protein ligase binding. Lineage: Eukaryota; Metazoa; Arthropoda; Insecta; Orthoptera; Acrididae. Gene Ontology annotation, biological process: ubiquitin-dependent protein catabolic process; protein ubiquitination. Gene Ontology annotation, cellular component: cullin-RING ubiquitin ligase complex. The record is from RefSeq and is a predicted model, not a curated record.
ACCAUUUUUUGUUGUCUUAUCUCGUUGUUCGACCGCACUUAGGCUUUUCGUAUAUACUUAAUCUCGGUAGAUGGCUAGCGCGAGACCAAGGGUAGCUAUAAAGCCAUUUCGGCACCAGACUAAGCUGGAGCGUCCUCAGCAGGACACAUGGAUGUUGUUGAAGAACGCCAUUGAGCAGAUUUUUACAAGAAAGGCCGAGACCCUGAGCUACGAAGAACUGUACAGAAGUGCUUACAACAUGGUCCUUAACAAGUAUGGAGAGAAGCUUUAUCGAGGUCUUCAGGAAGUUAUAUCGGAACAUUUUGACAAGGUAUAUGCGUCGCUGAAGGACAAAAAGGACAUACUGAAAGCGGUUGACACAACGUGGCAGGAAAGCCAAGUUUCGAUCAUUAUGAUACGUAACAUUUUGUUGUAUAUGGAUCGUAUGUACGUUCCACAGAACAAUUUGAUGCACGUGUACGACUUGUGUUUGGAGACGUUCAGGACGAGGGUCAUUUUGAGGGAGCCGAUUAGAACCUCCUUGCUGGAGACGUUUUUUUGCAUGGUGUCAAGAGAGCGCGAGGGAGAGACGAUAGAUAGAGUGCUGAUGAAGAACAUUUCGACCAUGUUCGUGGACCUGGGGACCAACUCGCAAAACAUGUACGAGGAGACGUUGGAGAGGCCCUUUUUGGAAAUAUCCAGAAACUAUUAUAAGCAAGAGGCCGAAUUUUACAUUUCUCAGUACGACUGUUCUCAGUUUUUGAAGAGAGUCGAGAUGCGCUUGAAGGAAGAGCGCUGUCGUGUUCAGAGCUACUUCGACAGUCAGACAGAGGCAAAAAUUAUAGAUGUGGUGAAGGACACGCUGAUCGCGAGUCACUUGAAGGCGCUUUUUGAGAUGGAGGGGAACGAGGUCUGUUUGUUGAGGGACGACCGCAUAGACGAUCUCAGGCGCAUGUAUACGCUUUUCAAGUUGGUGUCGAGGGGGCACUUGAUGAUGAAGAAUACCAUGUCGAACUACCUGAAAAAGUGUGGGUACGAAAUUGUGAACACCGAGGAGUACAAGGGCAAGGACAACACGUAUAUACCGGCACUUCUGAAGCUGAAGGCGAAGUUUGAUUACAUAUUGGAGCACGCUUUUGAAAACAACAGCGAUUUUCACCACGCGCUGAACCAGGCGUUUGAGUACAUUUUGAAUUUGGAUUCGCACGCGCCGGAGUAUUUGAGUCUCUACAUAGACGAGUUGCUACGAAAGGGGUUCAAAGAGAUCGGCGAGGUGGAGGUCGAUAAGAUUCUCGACAACGUGAUGGCCCUGUUUCGGUUCAUUCAAGAGAAAGACGUGUUUGAGCGGUACUACAAGCAGCAUUUGGCUAAGAGGCUGUUGUCGAACCGCGUUGGAAGCGAGAUUGAGAAGGGUGUCAUUUCGCGCCUGAAAAACGAGUGCGGAUAUCAGUUUACCUCCAAGCUGGAAGGGAUGUUCAACGACAUCAACACGAGCUGUGACACGACGGCCGUAUUCAAGAACUACCUAGAGAAGUCCGGAAAAACACCACUGUUGAACGGGAUUGAUUUGAACGUUCACGUUUUGACGAUGGGCUUUUGGCCCAUGCAUUUGGUGUAUGCCAGGUGUAUUGUGCCCGCGGAACUCGAGAUUUGCUGCAACACUUUCAACCAGUUUUAUUACGAUAAUCACACUGGGAGGCGCUUGUCGUGGAUAAUGCACAUGGGGACUGCCGAUUUGCGCGCUCACUUCGAUGCGCGAAGACACGAGUUGAGCGUUUUGACGAUUCAGAUGUGCAUCCUUUUGUUGUUCAACCGCCACGACACGCUGACCCUUCCGGAAAUCCAAGACUCCGUUGGGCUCUCCGGAUCCGAGCUGUCUCGUCACUUGGCGACGUUGUCCCACAGUCGACACAGGGUUUUGAUUAAGGAGGAGCCGGCCGACGGCCCGACUCGGUACACUUUCAACUCGAAAUUCAAGCACAAGCUCCAUUGCGUCAAGAUCAUGCACGUGAUGAAGAAGGAGACCGACAGCGAGCGAGAGAUCACCAAAAAGAGCGUAGAGGAAGACCGCAACUUUUUGAUCGAGGCGGCGAUUGUUAGGACGAUAAAGAUGCGCAAGUCCAUCGAGCACAACCAUUUGGUCCUCGAAGUGACGAGACAGCUGUCUUCCAGGUUCCGACCCAACCCCGCCCUGAUCAAGAAGCGCAUUGAGCUGCUUAUCGAAAGAGAGUACAUGGAGCGGUCCCCCCAAGACAAAAAUGUAUAUAUCUAUUUGGCGUGACGGCGCGGUCAGUAGAGGUCGACGCUCCCGCGAGCGUUUUUGCAUAUUUGGAGAGCGAGGAGACGUCCGCUACGCCGUUGCGUCGUGCACUCUCGCUGCGAAUACGGCUUCCACACACAAAAAGUCAGUUUAUUCGUUUGGUACACACGCAAGCGCGGCGCAGUCUCCGGUCUCCCCCUCUCCCUCGGAGUGGCGCGGGCGAGCCAGAACGGAGAAGAAAAGGCACCUUUGCUAGUAAUACAAAACCAAGCAAACCAGAGAGUUGUUUUUGUAACGCGAACUCAAAAAAGGACAAUUCACGGACGGCAGCCGCUGAUCAGCACUCUCCGAGUUUCUCUUCCUUUUUAUGCGCUCUUCCGUUGAAGAGGAGGAGAAUAGGCUGUCGUGCGUUCCGUGGGAGGUAAGCUCAUCCAGCUGUCCGCGUCGUUCUCCUUCUCCAUCAAUUUUCGGGUCAGAGCUACGAGCUCCGAAGAGGUGGGGCGCUGAUCCGGAGCGGCCGCGCAGCACAUCCUGAUGAGGCUCAGAAGCGCGUAAUGAGUCGGUAGCACCAUACUUUCCAGAAGUCCUGGCAUUUGGAUUGAGGUGCACAGUUCUGGGAUGGAGUACUCAGGCAUGGAUUUGGUGAUCAAUUCCAGACACACGAUUCCUAGAAGCCAUAUGUCGGCCUUCUGAUAUAUUGGAAUGUACGCUUCCCGUGGAGAGUUAGCGAGAUCUUUCUGGUCGACUCCCAGCAAAAACAGCAUGUCGUCUUCGAUGUUCGCAGGAUCCCAGUCCUCGCUAAGAAACAGCUCCGAAUUGAUCAGUUUGACAAACGCAUAGGGUUCUCUGUCGCCGUCCAAUAAAACGUUCAAGGUCGUCAGGUUGCCGUGGUAGUAGUUUUUCUGAUGGAGGUAUUCGAGUCCCUUUGCGAUAUGGUGAAUGUAGAACAGAAUGCAGAACGGAUUGAGAAGCGGCAGCUGCUGAUAAUAUCGAGCCUUCACCCAGUCUCCGAGUGAAUAUUGCGCCAUGUAUUCGAGGAUGACGAAAAAGUAGCCCUCUUCUUUUCUGAUGCCAUAUUCGAUGGUCGGUAUGACGUUCUCGUGGCGCAAUUCCUUUUUGGCGGAAAGAGUCUUGACCAAGUACUUUUGCUGGGCGUCGCCGAGCCCGUUUGGCGUUAGAGUUUUUUUGACCACAACUGUCAUGCCGUUCCAACCAGCCCUGUAGAUUUGGUGAGUGUCGUUGUGGAAGAUCAUUUCUCUGAAGACUACAACAGAGUCGGGAAAAACAGUCGAGGAAGUGUUUGCCUCAGCGCCGUCAUUCGCCGCGGUGAUCACAAUUGGAGCGGGUUCCAAGCCGUCGAUCAGGUCAGAAUAAGUCUUGUCUUCCAGCUUUUCUUGUUUCGCGCCUCGGACGCUGCCCACCAGGUUCGCGUCCCAGGGUCCAUUCAGCGUGCUAAUCAAAAGUUUGACAAAGGGUUCUUCCAAGUCGCAAAAUUUUCUCCCAGAACCUGUCAAACUUCCUGUCAGGUCGACGUAAACGGAACGCGGUAAGUCCCAAUUCGCUUUGGUCACGAUGUUCCAGUAAAACUCGUUGGAGCCUCCCAUCCAACUCCUCAUUAGGCAACUCGCGAUGGGUGGUUCCAAUCGAUCUGCGAUGUACUUGAACAGAAUCGCGCGGUGACGGCUGUCACCGUAAAUUGCCUCCCCAAUUUUGAGAAUAUUUACUCGGCGCUCCUUGCUGUUCUGUUUAGUUUGCUCCUUGGUGACUAUGUUGCGGCGCAUGGGGAUCGGGACGUAUCUGUUACGCAGUUCGCUCUGAACAAAGCCUCCGCCCAUCAGCUUGCUGACGUAAAUCGCGAGGCACUCGAUUCUGGCAAUGCCCGAACUGCAGAGACUGUCCAGUUCUCUUGCGAUGUUCAGACACUUCCGCAGCACAGGAUCCCUGUUGGCGUCAACCACUAUGAUUUCCUUCGACAGGUGCACAGGAUCUAUCUCAAGUAUACCCUGUUCAGUGUUGAACUCUCUCUUAUCGGAGUCUCCCAGGGAAAUGUCGUAGAACCCGUCUUCCAGCCUACAAUCGCUGUAUAUCGAACAGCCGAAAAAUUGUACGGUUGAGCUAUCAGCCGAGAGCUGCUGAUUGUCAAUGUCGGCAACUGGCUCUUCACUACUUUCUUUGUUCAGAGAGUCGUUCAGCUCUGACAUCGAAUCCUUCCUAGCCCGCCUUUCGGCGUCCGACUUCGAGGACUGGUUCACCGGCGCAGUUUUGUACUGCCUACGCUUCUUCUUCAAAGAAGUGGCUUUAGACAGUUUUUGGGUGCCCUUCGACGCUGUGCCUACCGACACACUCAUGUAUCCUUCACUCGGCAUUGACAAGGAGCGCUUGAGCAGCUCAUCGCUGAGCUGCCUGUUUAUCGUCGGCUUCUUCCUAUACUCUGAACGGUUCACAAACAGAAGCGCGUUGUCGCUUCCGUACAUAUUCAGAAUGUUUUCGUCAUCUUCUAAUUCGCGUUGCAGCCAAUUCCAGAUCUCGUACAGCUGAUAUCCGGACGUAUCCAAGUCCGUCGUCUGUCUCACCUUUAUCUGCGCCUUCUUUUUCAGGUCAGCGGCCGUCUCG